UUUCCCACUUUUCUAUCAUCCAUACCUCUGUAACUUAAUCAAAGCAUUAAUCAACUGUGCGAUUUCAUCCCAAAUCAUGGCAAUCACACCAGAAUCUUAAAUCGAAAUAUCACCAUAUAAUCAUGGGCUCCACGAUUUCGUGGUUCACGAUUCGAAAUCUCUCCGUCUGGGUUUCGAGUGAGUCAAGCAAGAGAGUGAGAGAAGCAAGAGAAGAGAUCUUAUGGAGAGAUUUUAUGGUUAAUUUCAAGAAUAGAAGGACUGGAAAGGGAGGUUCAUCCCAGGCUGGUCUCACGACAGAGAGAACGAGAUAUUCACGACAGAGAGAGAGAGAGAACGAGAGAAGAAGGAACGCGAGUGGGAGUGGAUUUUAGGGGUUAUGUUUUUGAGAUCUAAUAUGGUCUCUUGGUUUGAUCCAAUGACUAUUAAAUCAAUCCCUAUUUUGAGCUUAUAAGAGAAAACUUGUAUAUAUAUAUAUCCAUUGGAAGAUUAUGUCUUUACAGAUGUAGUAUAUAUUAUGUUUUAACUCUUAAUACAUUCCAACCCACCAAAACAUGUUUCCCAAUAUAUUUUAUUGUGAACAAAAACUCACCGUUACAACCCAUUCCAACCCCUUUCAAGCACGACCUAGUUUUUGUUUAGGGAAAAUGGCAAAGGUGGGAAUAAAGAACAUGACCCUUUUUUUUAGGAGGGAUUGAAAUGCUGACUCAGGACUUUUUUUUUUUUAGACCACCAAAAUCCUUAGCGCCUAAGAUUUCUGCCUUUCUCUCGUUUGCACCGCCAGAUCCCUAUAUAAGAAAUUGACUGUAUCCUUCAACUCCAAACACACAAAGCUUAACCAUACAAAAAAAAAACAAAGAGAGAGAGGCUCAAACAUCGACAUGGCAAACAACGUCGGUGAUUUCGACAUUCUUCCGGAGGGUUGCAUUGCGAAGGUUCUCUCGUUCACGGAACCUCGCGAUGCAUGCAGGCUGUCGCUCGUCUCGCCGAUCUUCAGGUUGGCCGCGGAAUCGGACUCUGUUUGGGACACUUUUCUGCCUCCGGAUUGUCAACCAUUGAUUUCCCGGUCCUCCUCUUCGAAUUCGGUUAGUUACGGUUCCAAGAAGGAGCUGUAUCUUAGCCUCUGCGAGAAGCCUCUCCUCAUAGACGGUGGGGCAAAGAGCUUCUCUUUGGACAAGUGGACUGGAAAGAAAUGCUACAUGCUCUCUGCCAGAGACCUUAGAAUAACAUGGAGUAGUUCUCCUUCGUAUUGGAGAUGGAUCUCUCUUCCCGAGUCCAGGUUUGGGGAGGUUGCUGAACUUCUACAUGUUUGUUGGCUUGAAAUCCGUGGUAAAAUCCACACAAACAUGCUGUCAGCGGGGACUUUCUAUGCAGCAUAUCUUGUGUUCAAGAAAACAGAGGGAACCUUUGGAUUUGAUUCCCAACCAGUAGAGGCUGCAUUUGGACUUGUUGGAGAAGGAGGUGACAGCUGCAACCGCACACUUUAUUUGGAUGCAGGGGAUCAUAGGCGCCUAAGGCAUCAUUAUGGGCUUUAUCGCCGUGGUGGUAGAAACAUUUUCCGGUUUCUACCUGUAGAAAGAGAAUGCCAUGAGAACAAAAACCAGGAUAGUAAAGAGAGAGGAGAUGGGUGGUUGGAGGUUGAGUUGGGUGAUUUCUUCAAUAGUGGAGCUGAAGAUGGGGAGCUGGAAGUGUUUGUUUUGGAGGUCAAAGGCGGUAAUUGGAAGUCUGGCCUCAUUGUUCAAGGGAUAGAGAUCAGGCCAAAAGGAAGAGACCCUAAAUAGAAAAACAAUGGCAUCAGUAAUGUUGUAUGUCAAAUGCAUCGCUGUUACCAGCCCUGCAUUUGGUUUUGACUUUUGAAUGUGUGUUUGUGCGUUAUAGAGAUUCAUCAUUGUUUCCUGAGAAAAUUGUGGUGUUUCAGUCGUCAUGUUUUGGGUUACCAACUGGAACAGAGUCAAGUUCAAGGCCUUGAAGGGCAAGGGAUUUACUUUCCACAUGUUAAGCUAUAUUAUUGUAAGUCGUGUAAUCUUUCAUGUACUCGCUUU
Messenger RNA from Tripterygium wilfordii, 2039 nucleotides. Its product is annotated as putative F-box protein PP2-B12. The record is from RefSeq and is a predicted model, not a curated record. Gene Ontology annotation, molecular function: protein binding. The transcript is spliced from 3 exons. The coding region runs from base 879 to 1778 and encodes 299 amino acids. Lineage: Eukaryota; Viridiplantae; Streptophyta; Magnoliopsida; Celastrales; Celastraceae.